UGCGCACCCUGGAAAAAGACACGUUCAUGAAGCCACGAAAGAUUCGCAGAAAACGUUAUCGUAAAAACCCGCCCGGCUGCGCUGAAACGGCCUCACGACUGGUCUGGCCCUCUGCUGAAGAUGGAGACUGUGGGAAGGCUUGUGCCAGCUGGUUCUGGCUGCGGCUGCCCUGGGUCAGCGCGCUGGCCCGGUGGCCGACCCACGCCUAUGCAGGGUGGGCCGUGUUGGAGGUGAUGUCAUCCGACCUACAGAACUUUGAACGCCCCAGCCACAUAAACUUCCUCAGCUUCGACAGAGAAAAAGGAGCAACUGUAUUGGCCGUGUCCCAAGAUGAGCUGCCUCACUUUGCACAGAAACUAGCGGAUGAGGGCGUGGCUUUCGAGGUCCAGAGUCGAGAUCUCUCUCAAUUGCUGUUGACCCCUCUUCCUUAUGGCCAAAUAGUGGAACUCCCGAAGGGCGUCGUUACUUUUGAUCGCUACAUGAACUACAAAGAAGUAAGCACAUCAUAUUUAUUUUUGUAUUUGUGUUCAAAACAAAGUCUUCCCUCAUCUCUUUGUUUCUUCUGCCAACUGGUCGUCAUAACAGAAACAAAGUAA
Messenger RNA from Penaeus monodon (black tiger shrimp), 596 nucleotides. RefSeq lists its product as uncharacterized. The transcript is spliced from 6 exons. The annotation marks the transcript as partial. The record is from RefSeq and is a predicted model, not a curated record. NCBI's taxonomy places the organism in Eukaryota, Metazoa, Arthropoda, Malacostraca, Decapoda, Penaeidae.